Messenger RNA from Syngnathus typhle (broad-nosed pipefish), 2613 nucleotides. RefSeq names its product family with sequence similarity 219 member B (gene fam219b). The transcript is spliced from 6 exons. NCBI's taxonomy places the organism in Eukaryota, Metazoa, Chordata, Actinopteri, Syngnathiformes, Syngnathidae. Bases 273 to 821 code for a protein of 182 amino acids. The record is from RefSeq and is a predicted model, not a curated record.
UUAUUUUUGUGUAGUUAUUAUGAAACCCGCUAUCUAUUUGUUUUUCCAAAAAAUCUAAGUAGUUAUUUUUCAUAAUUAUUCGUUUUUUCCGACUCAAAAAUUACAACGCUCCUACCACAAAACCUUAUUUUGAAAUGUUAACCGGAAGUGGAAGCAAAACCUAGCAUUAGCAACCUAUCGUGAUUGUCAGUGUACUACCGGUCAGUGUUGCCAACAAACUGGCUGGUCAUGGGUGUGCUGCGGUGCUAUAACUUGUGACAACCGACGCCAAAAUGAUGAAUGACAUCUCCGAGGAGCCCGAGAAGGACAACCUGCUCGAAGCUCCUCGUAAUUUAACGGCCCUCGGUAGUGGUGCAAGGCCUAAAAGUGGUGAUGGAGGCAUCAGGCCGACAGAGAAGAGAGGACCGUAUAUCAUGUCCAGGGCGCCAGCCAUCCACCUCAAACUACAAAAACACAGGGAGCUCGCCAGGAAAGCUCUAAAGAAGAAAGCGCUCGCACCGGGACCUGCUGUCAUGCAUCAGCCCAGACAAGGAACUAAGAGAAAAGUUAAGUUCAACAAGGGCUACACUGCUUUGAGUCAACAUGCAGAGGAAACUUUGAUUGCACUGGAUUCAGACAGUGAUGAAGAGAUUGAUUUUGAGCAGUGCUCCUCGGGCUACUCUUCAGCUGAGAUCCAUCCGGACUUGAGUCGUCAGCUGCUUCAGGACGGCUACCGCCUGGACGAGAUUCCCGACGACGAGGACUUGGACCUGAUCCCACCCAAAGCUAUGGGUUCCUCCGUGUGCUGCUGCAUGGAGACUCCGUCCUGCUGCACGCAGUGAAAGGCCACCGCUCCGUUGCGGGCCGCCAAAGCAGGUUUGUGGCCCGUGUCGGAGGCCGGCGGUUGCUGCCUUCUUGACGUUUCCCACUCCGGAGCCGAGAGCCGGGCUUCUUCUGAGUGGCAUCGCUGCGCAGGUGGACAACAGCAACAAAAAAAAAAAUUGCCUUAUCCACUGUGACUCCAAAGCUAUUUUUGUAAAAAAAAAAUUUUUUUUUUUAAAAUACGUCUAAUUGCAACUAGAGUGACUGGUGUGGACGUGCGGCAUCUUCAUGUUUUAUCUGCAAUUUCCUGACUGCUGUUACAUUCAUCUCACUUAUUCCUACAUUUACAAGCUUGUUGGAUUCAAAUAGGAUAUCAAGUACACGUUAUUGUGUAUGCAUUUUGAAAAACAAAUAAUAUUGCUGGCGUUGAGGCCAAUGUUUUUUGUUUUUUUUUUCUUCUCCAAAUUAUCGACCAAUCUGAAAUGCUGACUUGCUCUCUUUGAUGAUGCAAUGCUAAUGGCUCAGUAAUCAUUCUGUCUUUUUUUUUUCUUCCCUUUAUGAAACAUGCUGGUUUCGAAGAGGUUUCCGACCAACGGCAGUCAUAUGUCACCAACAUUAACGCGCUUUACUCCGGUAACAUUCCGUCUUCUAACAUUGCAACCUCUUUCUCGCAAAGUAGCACUUUCGCGCAACAAUGCAAUGCUUUUUUUAAUAGCAACCUUUUUCCUUGUAGUCUUCCUAUAUAUUUUUUUCUUUUCAGCGUGGUCCCAAGAGGCCUUCAUUAUCUCCUGUCAAAACGUUAACAUGAGCACUGUUUCCAAGCUACUAAAGCCAAUGAGUGAAGUGGGAAGGGUACGGACAUGUGAAAGUCAAAUAAUACACUAUAAAUGUAUUUAGUUUGGAAAAGAAUGUGCAUGUAGGCUAGGGUGUUAAACCAAAGGGGUUUCUGAUGUUUUGGGAGGCAACGUUAUGUCAAGUCGUCGAAUUAUUUAUAAUAUAUUUAUAACUUUGAGGUGGUUAGUAGGAAAAGAAUUGGUUUAUGUCACUUUUUUCUUCUUCACUUUGUAUGACAGAACUGUCAUCGGUGUGAAAAACAAAGGGCAAGUACUUUGCUUUUUAUGCACUGUACAUUUGUGGAAUGGAAGAGCAUUUUUCUUGUGGUUUCAGCCCGCACGAUACGUUCACUCGUGUCGUGGUGUUCUUCUGGAGGAGGCCAAGCACUUAUUCUAUAAAACGCAUCGUAAAGCGCCUUCAAAUGACUUUCUGACGCAAUCGACAAAGUUUUCAUACAGUGUGCCAAGAGUAGGUUUGUGCUCAUUCUAUUGCAUUUGCACUUUUAGCUCAAUAACAUUUGCUACAUCUCCUCAAGACACAACAAGACCGUUUGAAAUGUCACAAAAGCAGACAUGGCACCGUGAAGAACUCCCAAGGAAUUUUGUCUUGUCUGUGGAUAGUUUUAUCUGAAAGUCGUCAGCCAAGGUUGAAGUGGCCAUUCCAGUGAUACUCAGCAUAUUGACUUUGAUUUGGGGGACAUUUUGUCACGUUUCUAGUUUCAGGGACUGUGAGUUCACCAUCCAUACUUCCUCCUCAUUCUCCUCCUUAUCUACCUUCACUUCCUUCAUUUGAAAGUCCUAAAAAAAAAAAAGACCCUUUUUAAUUUAACAUCAGUGGUUGGUAGCAAAAGUCAACAUAUGUUAUGCAACCGCUGGACAAUCUACAUUUAUUAUUUUACAAUGCGUGUAUGUUUAUUUUUUAAUAGGACUGCUGUUUUAUUGGUUUACAAUACAUGAUAAAAUAAAAGAGCCAUUCUGA